AGCCAGUCAUAGUCAAUGUGAGUCUCUACUUGGAUCAUUUUGGCCCCUAUGAUGAAACAAAAUCGGAGUUUUCAAUGGCACUGCAAGUGCACUUUAACUGGUUUGAUGAACGUUUGGCAGCCAACUCUUCAGAAAUAAACGACAGUGCCAACUUUAAUACUGCGGCUAUUCAAAUGCUGAACAUUUGGCGUCCGUCAAUCUACUUUUCCAACCCAAAUAUGCCCAGUGCAGGACUGCUUAGCGAGAAGUCUAGCGGUCAGAUAAUGGGCAGGAUUAUGGCUAGUGGACGAGUGCACCUGGUCAAACGCACAACUAUGACUGGCUCUUGCAAAGUUAACAUCAAGCUCUAUCCGGUGGACGUGCAGCAGUGCAGCAUUCAACUCGAGUCAAGUAUCAACGACAAUCAGCUAAGUCUGCAGUGGGCUAAACUGCCCGGCUCCAAAGAUUUGGUGUUUAGUGAUGACUUCAAGCUAGGCAACUUUGAGUUGAUCGAUCACAAUCUCUUUGGUCAGCGUGUCAGCUACCAGAAU
Molecule: messenger RNA, 530 nt
Organism: Rhagoletis zephyria (snowberry fruit fly)
Lineage: Eukaryota; Metazoa; Arthropoda; Insecta; Diptera; Tephritidae
Source: RefSeq, a predicted model, not a curated record